AUGAAUAGCAGUAAUAUUCACGUGCGCACGAGUGGAAGUCCGGGCAAUGGCGGUGGCAAUAAUACCAUACCAUCCAUCGUGCGAGUUAAUCAGCAUGAUUCUCGACCUAUUAGUAAUCGUCUUAUGACAUCUAGUCGUGGGGGAAAGAAAGACGACCAUGUGCGGCUUGUAGGCACACAUUAUCAACUUGGAGUCGAAAUUGGACGUGGAGGUUUUGGUGUGGUCUAUGGAGCACUGGAUCUACGUAAUGGACGCUCGGUGGCCAUUAAACAAGUGUCAUUGCGUGAUAUUGACAAGGAUGAAUUGUUAUCUAUUGAGACGGAAAUUAGUUUAUUACGCAAGUUAAAGCACGAAAAUAUUGUCAAAUAUCAUGAUACAAUCAAGACACAAGGUCAUUUGUACAUUGUACUGGAGUAUAUGGAAAAUGGUUCAUUGGCACAAUUUAUCAAGAAAUUUGGAUCACUUUCUGAAACAUUAGUAGCCAUGUAUAUUACACAAGUGUUGAGAGGACUUGCGUAUCUGCAUGAACAAGGUGUGCUUCAUCGUGAUGUGAAAGGCGCAAAUAUUCUGACAACAAAAGAUGGACUGGUCAAGCUGGCAGAUUUUGGGGUUGCAAUUAAAUUGAAUGAGACGCAAAAAGCAAAUUCUGUUGUAGGGUCACCGUAUUGGAUGGCCCCUGAGGUAAUUGAGAUGGCAGGUUGGUCCUCGGCGUCGGAUAUCUGGAGCGUAGGUUGCACAAUAAUCGAGCUAUUGACAACCAAGCCGCCGUAUUUUGACUUGGCACCCAUGGCUGCGCUAUUUCGCAUCGUGCAAGAAGAUCAUCCGCCGCUUCCGCAGCGCAUGUCACCGGCUUUGCACGACUUUAUCAUGAAGUGUUUUAUGAAAGAGCCUCGACUCCGAGCAUCGGCUGAUGAGCUUCUGGCACAUCCAUGGAUUGCGCAAAUUCCAAAGAACAAGGUAGAGCAAAGUACGCAGCUUGUUGCAGAGAGCGUCACCUUGUCCAACGAUCGGGAUGCAGUGUUGAAUACCAUCAAACUAUACGAAAGACGAUCGACUAUUACAGACAUGCUACCGACAGCAACGGGCAAAACCUUGAAUUUUUUGAGUGUCACAAACGAGCAGUCGGACGAAGAUGCGGAGGAUUGGGAUGACGAGUUUGGUGUGGAUUCGAAUAUUAUGCCAUUCAUGCUCAAGGAAGAUAGCAAGAGGAAAGAUAGCGAGCCGAAGUCUUUAGUGGAAGUAGCGCCGACGAAGCCACGGUUUCAAUUGUCUAAAGAAGACGCUAAUGCAUUGUUUGACGACGACAUAUGGGACGACGAGAAGCCCGAAAUUGCGGAUUUUCCGGUGAGAUCGGCAACACUAGAGGUGCGUCACAGUAGCAGUGGUGAUAGUACAGAUCAGAACCAGAAUAAUAAGUCUACGGGGAACUCGUGGGAUCGAUCGUCUUUAAUUCCUGCUCAAAGCCUUAUAGCAAAGCUCCAGCAGUUUGUUGAAAAUUCCGACGAAGAACUGGCUUUUGACGAUUUUGAUGAAGAGGAUCUUUUACAAGCGGCUGCGAAGCAACAGCGUGCCAUGGAGAUUGAUCUUAUGCCCUCUCUUGUCGUUCCAGCAACAAAACCGAGCAAUUGUAUGGAGGAGAACCAUGAGAUGGAUGGGAAUAAUCAGACGGCUAACAUGGUGCAACGCAUCGGUGGCAUUCGCGAUAGUAGUGCAGGGUUGUCUUCAGGUGAGAGUGCGCAAGAGAAUUUGUUUGACGACGAGUUGGACUUCGAUUAUUCGACUGGUCGUGACACGAAUCAGAAGGCAACCGCUCGUGUGGUUGAGCUGUUGUCGUUAUUGGAUCCAAGCAUGGAAGACCAAAUAAUUUUAGAUGCCUGUAAUAACUUGGAAGAGGUAUUCAACCAAAACGCGACGCUGAGACAAGAUCUGAUGUCACAACCGGGCGUUGUACCCAACAUUAUGGAAGCGUUAGAAAUAAAAAAGAUGGACGUGUUGCAUGCUGUGCUCAGGGUUAUCAAUAUUAUUGUGGAGGAUAACAAAAAGUUUCAGGAGAAUUUGGCCCUCGUUGGCGUUGUGCCGGUAAUCAUCAAGCUUACGAAGCAACAUAACCCGCACAGUUUACCAGGUGAAGGCAGCAAAAGGUUUUGCAUGCACAGAGUCGAGGACACAAAGUUUUUCAAACCUGUUCGAAUGGAAGCAGCCAAGUUUUUGCGCCAGUGUUGCAAAACAAGCUCGUUGACACUGCAAAUGUUUAUUGCAUGUGGUGGCUUGCCUGUAUUAGUGGACUUUUUGACGCUUGAAAAGGAGUCAUCCAGUCUUGAACACGAUGUGGACUUGCUUCGGAUUGCAUUAGAUGGAAUAUUUAGCGUUUUUAGUAUCCAGACCAUUCCGAAGAACGAUAUUUGUCGACUUUUUGUCAAAGCAGGGCUGUUAAAAAAGUUUGUGGUCGUCUUUUCCGAGAUUACUGCAGCGAUGUCAGCAAAUGAUACACGUGGGCUAGAAAAAAGUGACAGUGCAAAGCAAUGUACGAAAAGCAAUGCAGCAGUCACUAAGGAUGGAUCUGUAGUUGAAUGGGCCUUGAGGGAGCUUCACAAGACGUGUGAUAUUUUUGUGCUGUUUUCUCAAGGUGAUGCUGUGGUGAAAGAACAUAUGUGUGAUAGUGCUGUUUUGGAAGGCCUUUUGGAAGCAAUCCAUCCAGGGCCGCAGCUUGCUCAUCGAGGCUAUCAGCAAGAAGUAGACCGACAGACGUUACCGCUGAUACGUCACUCAGAUGAAUAUGUUUCAGCAAUGUUGAAGCUGCUGAAGUGCAUUCGAAAUCUGAGCAUGGAGCCUUCAACGCUGGAGAAAUUGGAUCGAGCUGGUGCAAUUCCGACGCUUGUCCGUCUACUGAAUGAGCAAGAGGGAGAAGGCCCUUCAAUCUCAGGUGUAAAACGAAAAGAAGUUGAAAACAUUGUGCUACAGUCUAUGUUCUAUCUCUGCCGGAUUAAUCGUAACCGUCAGACUUACGCAGCACAAGCGGGCAUCAUCCCGUCACUUAUCAAGGUGGUCCAGAAUUCCAGUCCGCUCAAGCAAUUUGCACUUCCAAUCCUAUGCGACCUGGCUCAUGCAUCUCCGACUGCACGUGCUCAUUUGUGGACGUAUGACAGUGUGACUCUCUUUCUGGAAUUGUUGGAGGAUAAGUACUGGCAGAUUGAUGCCGUUAAGUCUAUCAGCGUUUGGCUUGUGCACGACACUGUAAAAAUGGAAAACGUUCUACUGGUUCCCAAAAACCUAAUGAAGAUUGUGGUGUGCUUUUACAACGCUAUGGAUACCGAAUUUGAGAAGGUGCUGGAGCCGCUGUUGGAGAUGAUGACUCGCUCAGUGAGGCUGAACCAGGCGCUUGGACGUAGUGGCAUGUUUGUCACGGAGAUCUUGAAACGACUUCGACUUAUUCCGAAGGCGAUUGUACGCAAGAACUUGCUCAAAAUGCUGAAGUGUCUGUUUGAAUCGCACACAUCACCUACUCAAUUUCUCGUCGAGUACAACCUUCGACCAAUUGUGUAUGCGCUCGCUCAAGACGAGAACAGCAUGAUUCUUGUAAAAGAGAUUGCGUCACAACUUCUUCAAGCCAUUUUGGUAGCGGCGGGCGUGUUUUAG
This is a messenger RNA of Peronospora belbahrii, 3636 nucleotides long. The record is from the annotation of a GenBank genome assembly. Lineage: Eukaryota; Oomycota; Peronosporomycetes; Peronosporales; Peronosporaceae.